Aspergillus calidoustus is the source of this 942-nucleotide messenger RNA. The record is from the annotation of a GenBank genome assembly. Lineage: Eukaryota; Fungi; Ascomycota; Eurotiomycetes; Eurotiales; Aspergillaceae.
AUGUCCGUUCCGUCUCAUUUUAAGCUCAACACCGGCGGCUCAAUACCCGCAGUUGGACUCGGGACGUGGCAGGCAAAGCCAGGUGAAGUUGGCAAAGCUGUCAGUCACGCACUAAAAUGCGGGUAUCGGCAUUUGGACUGUGCAUUGAUCUAUCAAAAUGAGAAAGAAGUUGGCGAGGCAGUCAAGGCGUCUGGGAUUCCCCGAGAGGAGAUCUUCAUCACUAGUAAAGUGUGGAAUACUCACCAAGACAAUGUCGCCGAGGGUCUUGCGCAGACGUUGAAGGAUCUCCAAACGGACUACCUAGACCUUUACUUGAUCCACUGGCCAGUCCGUCUGGUUCCUAACGAGACUUCUCAACUCUUACCCACGAACCCCGACGGCACCCGCGCUGUGGACCGCUCUUGGAACCAGCAGGACACCUGGAAGCAGAUGGAGCAGGCGUACCGUAGCGGCAAGGUGAGGGCCAUUGGAGUGUCCAACUUCAGUGUGCCCUACUUGGAGGAUCUGGAGAAACAAUGGGAAGUUGUUCCCGCCGUGAAUCAGGUUGAGCUACAUCCUUACUGCCCGCAACAUGCACUGAAAGAAUGGUGCGCGAAGAGGAGGAUCCUCCUGGAAGCGUAUUCCCCCCUCGGUUCAACAGGUUCUCCAUUGCUGAGCGACUCGGAGCUCGUAGCAAUCGCAGCCAAAUACAAUGUAUCCCCCGCGACGAUCCUGAUUUCUUACCAGGUCAACCGUGGCUGCGUCGUGCUGCCCAAGUCGGUGACACCGAGCCGUAUCGAAUCUAAUCUUAAAGUGAUUCCCCUGCACCAGGAGGACCUGGAUACUUUGGAAGGAAUGGCCGCAGCGGGAAAGCAGCAGCGCGUCAACACCCCACUGUGGGGACAUGAUUUGGGAUUUGAUGACUGGCAUGGACCUGGGAAUGUUAAUGCCCCUAAACAGUAA